Necator americanus (New World hookworm) is the source of this 405-nucleotide messenger RNA. RefSeq lists its product as uncharacterized. The record is from RefSeq and is a predicted model, not a curated record. Bases 1 to 405 code for a protein of 134 amino acids. The transcript has a single exon. NCBI's taxonomy places the organism in Eukaryota, Metazoa, Nematoda, Chromadorea, Rhabditida, Ancylostomatidae.
AUGCCGCUCUGUCUCACCUUCAUCGACUUGAAGAAGGCCUUCGACUCAGUUGAGACGGAAGCGGUCGUGGAAGCCUUGGACAACCAAGACGUCCCUAUUCAGUACAUAAAGAUACUUCGAGAGCUGUACAGUAACUUCACGACCGGAAUUUCGCCAUCCUACAAGAACAUCAUCAUUGACGUGAAGAGGGGGGUCCGACAGGGUGAUACAACCUCACCCAAAAUAUUCACAGCCACCCUCGAGAACGCAAUGCGAAAGUUGGAAUGGGACGACAUGGGAGUGAAGAUUAACGGUUGGCAGCUACACCAUUUGCGCUUUGCUGAUGACAUCGUACUGAUAGCACCUAGCAUCAGCCAAGCGGAACGAAUGCUGACACCGAAUUCGACGAAACAUGUGGAUGCAUAG